AACGCAGUUCUGUUUUCGUUUGAUCAAUGAACGACGGUGCAUCGGGUGCAUCAGAGAUCUUAUUGCAGUUCGUAGGGAAAAGGCAUCGCAAAGAACAGGCCACUUCCAGCGAUGUCCUCCGACACCGAGAACAUCCGCGUCGUGGUUCGGUGUCGUCCGCUGAGCGAGAAAGAAAAGGCUGCCGGCUGCCAGAACAUUGUCACCGUUGACAGCGUCCAGGGCACGCUCCUGGUGGCCAACCCCCCCGGGUCUCACGGCGAUGCUCCUCCAAAGAUGUUCACCUUUGACACGGUCUUUGACGCCGACUCGAAGCAGAUGGACGUCUACAACCAGGCUGCAAGACCAAUUGUUGAAAACGUUCUCGAAGGAUACAAUGGUACCAUAUUCGCCUAUGGGCAAACUGGCACCGGCAAGACGUACACCAUGGCCGGAGAUCGGUCUGUGCCGGAGCUGAAGGGCAUCAUUCCAAACACAUUCGCUCACAUUUUUGGCCAUAUCGCCAAGGCUGGCGACGACAAAAAGUUCCUCGUGAGGGCCUCUUACCUGGAGAUCUACAACGAAGAGGCUAGGGAUCUGCUUGCCAGGGACCAAAACGCAAGGCUGGAAGUCAAGGAACGGCCAGACAUCGGCGUCUAUGUCAAGGGCCUCUCAAGCUGCAUGGUAAAGACGGCAGACGAGCUCGACAAGAUCAUGACCUUGGGCAACAAGAACAGAGUGGUUGGUGCGACCAACAUGAAUGCACACAGCUCACGGUCACACGCGCUCUUCACGAUCACGGUGGAGUGCAGCGAGCGUGGCCUGGAUGGGAGGCAGCAUGUGCGCGUCGGGAAGCUCCAUCUCGUCGACCUGGCUGGUUCCGAACGGCAGAGCAAGACCGGGUCGACCGGCCAGCGUCUCAGGGAGGCGUCCCAGAUCAACCUGUCCCUGUCCACCCUGGGCAACGUGAUAUCGGCCCUGGUCGACGGCAAGAGCACCCACAUUCCGUACCGCAACUCCAAGCUGACGCGACUGCUUCAGGACUCCCUCGGCGGCAACGCCAAGACCCUCAUGUGCACCAACAUCGGUCCGGCAGACUACAACUACGACGAGACCAUCAGUGCCCUGCGAUACGCCCACCGGGCCAAGAACAUCAAGAACAAGGCGAGGAUCAACGAGGACCCCAAGGACGCGCUGCUGCGGCAGUUCCAGAAGGAGAUUGAGGAUCUUCGCAAACAACUUCAGGAAGGAGUGGAGCCAUCGACACCGGACGACGAGAGCAGCGAAGAAGCGAGCGACGACAGCGGUGACAAGAAGGGCCGGAGGAAACGGAAGAAAGCCAUCUCCGAGGAGCGGAUGCGAGAGAUCCACGACGAGAUUGUGGCGGACCGGAAACUGCUGUCCGAGAAAAAGGACCUGGCGCAGGAGGAAAGAGACCGGUUGGCAGCCGAGCUCGAGACGCGAGAACACCAGCUCAACACGGCAAGGGAGGAACACGAAUGUCUGAUGCAGAAACUCCACGCCCUCGAGAAGAAGAUCAUCGUCGGAGGGGAGAACCUGCUUCAGAAAGCAGAGGAGCAGGAGAGGCUACUUGAAGAGAGUGCCCGGGAGCUUGAGGAACGCAAGCUGAAGGAGGCUGCUCUCAGGGAAGCUCUGGAACUGAAAGAGGCUGAACGCCUGGACAUGGAAGAGCGUUACUCGACACUUCAGGAAGAGGCAGCGGGAAAGACGCGCAAGCUGAAGAAGGUGUGGACCCUGCUGAUGGGGGCCAAGGCUGAGAUGGCCGACCUUCAGCAGGAGCACCAGCGCGAGGCCGAAGGGCUGCUGGAGAACGUUCGACAACUGAGCCGCGAACUGCGUCUCAACAUGCUCCUCAUCGAUGCCUACAUACCGCCAGAGUACCAGGAGCUGCUGGAAAGGUGCGUGCAAUGGAACGAAGACAUUGGCGAGUGGCAGCUCAAGUGCAUUGCCUACACGGGAAACAACAUGUGCAAGCAGACGAGUGUGACCGACCGGAGCAGGCUUCAAGAGAAUGCCGAGUUGGACCUUUCACACGUCUACCUGAGCUACUCUCCGGAUGGACUGCAGUUGCCAGGGAGACACCGGUCCGGGAGGAAGUCCGGACGGGCCAGGACCGUGCGUCCGAAGUCCAGCCGCAGGGAGCAGAGUGCAAUGGUACCAGACACAGCUGUACCACCGCCUUGAUGACUGCGAAGAUGUUUGUUUGCACUCCUUGCCGGGAGUUUCUGCAUGCUUUUAAGAAACGCCGACACUUUACAACGAGGCAGGCAGACUUGUUGAUAAAAACCAGCAGAUCAGAGCACAGCUGCAAUUUUCAUUUUCACGGUUCCUGCGGAACUCGACAAGCAACAACACUAUAGCUCGCGCAGAAACCAUCAUUUUUUGGCCAACGCUUUGUGAACGUAGACAUAGGUACACAUCCCCAUUCUAAGUUAUUUAUUUAUUUAUUGAUUGAUUGAUGCAUCUGUCCUGAAAAACACAUUUAACUUAUUUAGCCGACAUAAUAAAAAGCCUGUUUCAAGCAUU
Molecule: messenger RNA, 2523 nt
Organism: Ixodes scapularis (black-legged tick)
Lineage: Eukaryota; Metazoa; Arthropoda; Arachnida; Ixodida; Ixodidae
Product: kinesin-like protein KIF3A
Exons: 16
Coding region: 112-2181 (689 amino acids)
Biological process (GO): microtubule-based movement
Molecular function (GO): microtubule motor activity; microtubule binding; ATP binding
Source: RefSeq, a predicted model, not a curated record